Molecule: messenger RNA, 881 nt
Organism: Owenia fusiformis
Lineage: Eukaryota; Metazoa; Annelida; Polychaeta; Sabellida; Oweniidae
Source: the annotation of a GenBank genome assembly
UUUGUAUUUCCGGAUCGACACUUCCGGAUCAAUAGUUGAAAAAUCCUGCAUAAUUAACUCACAUAUUAUCUUAAUUUAAGCAAUAGAUAGACAUCCGUAUAUCUUACAGUGUGUCAUCAGUUGGUUGAAGGCAUAAAGAUCAAUCGGACGAAUUUCUAUGGCAUUUGAAGGUACUUGUGAAGCGCUAACUGGUCGUCAAAAGGGUCUAACAGACUUUGGUGAAAACAUCCAGAAAUCACUUAUAGCAACACUUGGAGCCUUUUACAUAGGUUACUCCUCAGGCACAGUGUUGCAGGUGAGACUGGGAAAGAGAAUACCAACAAGAGCACAAAAUGCUAUGGUCAUACCCACUGUAAUGGGUGUUUCACUGGCUUAUAGUGUCCACCAGUUUAUGAAGAAGAAGUAUGGUGAAACAUGGGCCACCCAGACCAUACCCCUUGCCAAUAGAGAUGAGAAAUCGUUCCUGUUUUAAAAUUCCACAUACCCCUUACCUACCAAAGGUUUCACCAAACAGCAUGCAGUGCUAUAUAACUGCCAGAUAUAGACUAUCUCAGAUGAAGUCUUGCUAUGCCUCCCAAGUAUUUGAAGAUAGAUUCUCCACUGCUUAUUCCCUUCCAGAGAUGCCAUGGAUCACAUUCAAGAGAAAACGAAGGAAAUUUUUUGAAUAAGACACUCUUCUCAUUUCUCAAUUCUCACUUCUCAAUUUCAUUGUUUUAUGUAUUAUUUUUGGUAAACAAAUCGUUUGAAUAACUAUUGUAAUGUCAAUAGCAUUGAAUUGUUUAUUUGUGCUCAUGAUGUUAAAGGCCCCUACAAAAUUUUGAACCACGUGGCUCGUGUUUUAGUCUUUCCAGAUGUUACCAAAAUAUGGUAUGUGUAAUUUU